CAAUCGGUGUUGGAUUCGGUGAAAUCGGAUCGUGUGAUAAACACCGGGCCUGAAGAGGACAGACGCCGACGGACUAUAAUUGUCGAGAAACGUAACCAAUCAUUUGGAUUUACUUUACAGUUUAAGUAUACCUACGGCAUAAAGCACCAUCGUGAAGGUGAUGUAGAGCUACUGACCUACGUUGACCAUGUUGAAUACGAUGGGCCGGCAUUCCGGGGCGGUAUGAGACCCGGCGAUGUUAUACUGUCCAUAAAUGGCAGGGAUAUGGAAAGGGCCGAUCACAAGACCUUGGUCAAAUAUAUUAGCGCGUGCGAAAAAACCAUGAGGAUCGUGGUACUUUUUGAGGACUGUGUCCGCAAAGUGGAGCUCCAUAUC
Medioppia subpectinata is the source of this 375-nucleotide messenger RNA. The record is from the annotation of a GenBank genome assembly. Lineage: Eukaryota; Metazoa; Arthropoda; Arachnida; Sarcoptiformes; Oppiidae.